Messenger RNA from Phodopus roborovskii (desert hamster), 2172 nucleotides. It is a transcript of the gene Trmt1, whose product is annotated as tRNA methyltransferase 1. The coding region runs from base 238 to 2151 and encodes 637 amino acids. The transcript has 17 exons. The record is from RefSeq and is a predicted model, not a curated record. Gene Ontology annotation, cellular component: nucleus. Gene Ontology annotation, biological process: tRNA N2-guanine methylation. Lineage: Eukaryota; Metazoa; Chordata; Mammalia; Rodentia; Cricetidae. Gene Ontology annotation, molecular function: RNA binding; metal ion binding.
CCUGGUCUCAGGAGCUCCUAAGGCAAAAGUCAGGAUGUGUAGAUGCUUGUUUGGUCUCAAAAAUACAACACUGCUUCAGGGGACAUAGAAUUAAGGCCCAAGCAAGCAGGUUGGGCCUGGAAAGCUAGGAAACAUGACAGGCUGUGAGGUCUCGUCUCUUAAGGCUUGAGCCCUCAGGUUCCGGCGCCAGAAGGCUGAGAACGAACACAGGACCCUAAAACACUCAGGGCUCAGCUCAUGAAACACAAGACCCAGAGGUCGCCCUGUCCGCCAGCGAUGGAGAACGGCACACAGCCCUGUGAAGAGCACCCUCCGGCGGCGACUGUCACCGAGGGCGCCGCCAAGAUCGUCUUCCCCAACGCCAACGAGGUUUUCUACAACCCGGUGCAGGAGUUCAACCGGGACCUGACAUGUGCUGUGAUCACUGAGUUUGCUCGAAUUCAUCUUGAAACAAAGGGAAUCCAGAUCAAGGUACCAGGAGAGAAGGACCUGCAGAAAGAGUCUGAGAACUUGUCUGAGCAAGAAAAGGAAACGGCUGAACAGAAAGAGCUUGAAAACCUCGACCCAGGAGACCAGACUCGGACAGCUGCAGUUGGUGAGAUCUGUGAGGAAGGUCUACGGGUACUGGAAGGCCUGGCAGCUUCUGGUCUACGCUCCAUCCGAUUUGCCCUAGAGGUUCCUGGUCUCCAGUCUGUGGUUGCCAAUGAUGCCUCUGCCCGGGCUGUAGAGCUUAUAGACCGAAACGUGCAGCUGAAUGGUGUGACACAUCUUGUACAUCCCAACCAGGCAGAUGCCCGGAUGCUGAUGUACCAACACCAAAAGGCAUCUGAGCGUUUUGAUGUCAUUGACCUGGACCCCUAUGGCAGCCCUGCCCCCUUCUUGGAUGCAGCAGUGCAGGCUGUGAAUGAUGGAGGACUUCUGUGUGUCACCUGCACAGACAUGGCGGUAUUGGCAGGCAACAGCGGAGAGACAUGCUACAGCAAGUAUGGGGCCAUGGCCCUCAAGAGCCGGGCCUGCCAUGAAAUGGCCCUAAGAAUUGUGCUGCAUAGCCUGGACCUGCAUGCCAACUGCUACCAGCGCUACGUGGUGCCACUGCUCAGCAUCAGUGCCGACUUCUAUGUAAGGGUUUUUGUGCGCGUUUUCACAGGCCAGGCCAAGGUUAAGUCCUCAGCCAGCAAGCAGGCCCUGGUGUUCCAGUGUGUGGGUUGUGGAGCCUUCUACCUGCAACGCCUUGGCAAAGCGACAGGAGACCCUGGCGGCAGGAUCAAGUUCUCCGCGGCCUGUGGUCCUCCAGUGACCCCUGAGUGUGAACACUGUGGGCAGCGACACCAGCUUGGAGGCCCCAUGUGGGCAGACCCCAUCCAUGACCUGGACUUUGUGGGCCGAGUUCUUGAGGCAGUGACCACCAAUCCUGGCCGCUUCCACACCUCCAAGCGGAUUCAAGGUGUCCUGAGUGUUGUUACUGAGGAACUUCCUGACGUCCCUCUUUACUACACACUGGACCAACUGAGCAGCACCAUCCACUGCAACACACCCAGCCUUCUGCAGCUUCGGUCAGCUCUCCUUCACGCUGGCUUCCGAGUCUCUCUCUCCCAUGCUUGUAAGAAUGCAGUGAAGACAGACGCUCCCCCGCUAGCCCUCUGGGACAUCAUGCGUUGCUGGGAGAAGGAGUGUCCAGUGAAACGGGAGCGGCUGUCAGAAAGCAGCCCAGCAUCCCGAAUUUUGGCCGUGGAGCCCAGACUGAAGGCCAACUUCAACAUCCGGGAAGACGCCAACCCCAGCUCCCGCCAACAAGGACUCAAGCGUUUCCAGGCCAAUCCAGAAGCCAACUGGGGUCCCCGGCCCCGAGCCCGGCCAGGGGGCAAGGCAGCAAGUAAAGAUCCAGAGGAGAGGCGGAGGCUGCUUCAAAAUAAACGGAAGGAGAUAGCUGAGGACCCAGUCCAGAGGGCAGCUCGCCUCAAGACAUUUCCUUGCAAACGAUUCAAAGAGGGUACUUGUCAGCGAGGGGACCAGUGCUGUUACUCACACAGCCCCGCAGCACCUGUGGCUUCUGCUGAUACUCCCCUCACAGACUGUCCAGAGACCAUCACCAAGAUCUCUGCCAAACCAGAGGCUGCUGGUGGAGGCGCUGCUGGGCCAGGUGUGGACUGAGAUAAUAAAGAGAUACCACUU